AUGUCUACACCUGUUCCUUCGACUGGUUCCCCUACUCCUCGCCGCCCCAUGGCUACUAAAGCGGUCUCGAAAGAGGAAAACGUCAAGGUUGGCACUGAGAGUUCCUCUACUGCCAUUGUAAGUGAUAUUCUCGAGCGUAUCCUUCCUCAACCUCAGAAGAAGGCGGCCUCGGCUCUUUCGACCUCUUCGUUGGUCAACCAGAGCUAUCCUAAGAAGAUCAAGUUGAGCCACGAGCCAUCCGGUCAUCCCGAUUCGAGCCCAAUGGACAACCUACUGGAGCAUCUGAACCACCAUACGAACGUGCUCAACCAGCAAGGUGAAGCUUUCAAGGCUUCAGAGGACGGUAACUCCGCACCUCCUACCCUUCAGCAUGCAUCAUCGAGCAGCUCGGUGCCUAUCACACCUGCUACCGAGACAUUUGGGAGCACAGCUCCGACUACCCGACCGGCCAGUGCGACUCUAAAGAAGGAUGGGGAAGUCAACAAGGAUGAGGUUCUUCGUUUGAAGCUAGAGCUUGCUCAGGCUCAAAACAAGAUUAGCCGACUUGAUCACGAGCUUACACAGACUCGUCAGAUCCAGCCUGGUUUGGAGUAUGGCAUCGGUGGCUCUCCUGUAGACAACGAAUUCUCUCCCGAAUUCCGCCCUGAUUCCGACCCAUCGCGGGUCUUGGGCCCUUUAGCCCCUAACGCUGUCGGUCAUCAGGCAAUGGGCCGUGAGGGUCAAUACUGGUCUUCCUUCGAUGAUUCCAGAUCGGAUACCAGUGAUGCAUUGUCGGCCACUGGUUUUAAUCGUUCUCGUAGGCUUUGGGGCCCCAAGAACAACCAAGGUCCUUUCCAAGGAGGUGGCUUUCCGGGACCUGACACCCCGCAUAACCAAUGGAAUGGACGUAGCGCUCAGCAGCAGGGUUUCAUGGACCAGAACAUGGCCUAUGAGCCUUCGGUUUCCGGCAACUACCGUGGAGAUCGUUUGACUCCGGAUUAUGACUUGACAAUCAGACCUUCUAGUAGCCGACGAAAUGCCCGAUUUGAUACUCGUCUCGGAACUCCCGCCUUUGGCGCAAACCCGGGACUUAGUGGUGGUUACAACUAUGGUGGUAGUAACUAUGGAGCCGACAACGGUACGCAAGGUCCGCCUCAGGCUCCAUCUAAUUCGGGAAUGUAUUCCAACUACCAGCCAACUCCUGUUGGUACGCCGCUUUCGCCCUUUGCCACCGAAUUUACUUCAGCUACGGGUGUUGUGCCCUGGAAGCCAGAGCCCGCGUCUUCGGAGGGCCAAACUUAUCUGCCGACUACCGAACCUUUGAACUAUCGUCGCUUGCUCGACCGCAAUGUCAACUGCAACUGGAAGUACAUUGUCGACAAAAUCAUCUGUAACAAUGAUCAGCAAGCUUCUAUUUUCUUGCAGCAGAAGCUGAAGGUCGGAACCCCGGAUCAGAAGUACGAAAUCGUUGAAGCGAUUGUUGGUUCGGCCUACGCUUUGAUGGUCAACCGCUUUGGUAACUUCUUGGUGCAACGAUGUUUCGAACAUGGAACUCCAGAACAAGUGAUCAAGAUCGCCCAGGCCAUUAGAGGCAGCACACUCAGCCUCUCGAUGGAUCCAUUUGGUUGUCACGUAGUGCAAAAGGCUUUUGAUGCCGUUCCGGAGGAUUACAAGGCCAUCAUGGUCCAUGAACUUCUUCGACGCAUUCCCGAGACCGUCAUCCAUCGAUAUGCGUGCCACGUUUGGCAGAAGCUAUUUGAGCUGAGAUGGACUGAAUCGCCACCUCAGAUCAUGAAGUAUGUGAACGAUGCGCUGCGCGGCAUGUGGCACGAGGUUGCUCUCGGCGAGACGGGAAGUCUGGUCGUCCAGAAUAUCUUUGAGAAUUGCCUCGAAGAAGACAAGCGUCCUUGCAUUGAAGAAGUUCUGGCCAAUAUCGACAUCGUUGCUCAUGGUCAGUUCGGAAACUGGUGUAUCCAGCACAUCUGCGAACAUGGCGCACCCGCUGAUCGAAGCCGUGCAAUCGAUCACGUUAUCCGUUACGCGGCAGAAUACAGCAUGGAUCAAUAUGCCUCUAAGGUGGUUGAGAAAUGCCUCAAGAUUGGUGGCCCUGAAUUUCUGGCACGUUACCUUGACCGUGUCUGCGAGGGCCGCGUGGACCGUACUCGCAUCCCAUUGAUCGAUAUUUCCAGCGACCAGUAUGGCAACUAUUUGAUCCAAUGGAUUAUCAACAACGCGUCUCCCCAGCAUCGUGAGAUUGUUACAGCUCACAUCAGAAAGCAUAUGGUUUCCCUCCGUGGAUCCAAAUUUGGAUCCCGUGUCGGAAUGCUCUGUACCAAUCCAGCCAUUGUCACACGACCGGGACCUGGCACUGGUACUGGCAUGGGACGAAUGCCCGCAGGUCCUCGUUACAAUGGCCGUGGCUACCAAUAAUUGCGCAGCCUUAUUAGUUUCGAGACCCGGGGCGUAUUCAGCUGAGGAAGAACCCUACAACCAUCGCGGCAUGCUUUCUUAGAAUCAC
This is a messenger RNA of Annulohypoxylon maeteangense, 2497 nucleotides long. RefSeq names its product ARM repeat-containing protein. Gene Ontology annotation, molecular function: mRNA 3'-UTR binding. Gene Ontology annotation, cellular component: cytoplasm. NCBI's taxonomy places the organism in Eukaryota, Fungi, Ascomycota, Sordariomycetes, Xylariales, Hypoxylaceae. Gene Ontology annotation, biological process: post-transcriptional regulation of gene expression. The transcript is spliced from 5 exons. The record is from RefSeq and is a predicted model, not a curated record. The coding region runs from base 1 to 2409 and encodes 802 amino acids.